Molecule: messenger RNA, 1496 nt
Organism: Papaver somniferum (opium poppy)
Lineage: Eukaryota; Viridiplantae; Streptophyta; Magnoliopsida; Ranunculales; Papaveraceae
Product: protein O-linked-mannose beta-1,4-N-acetylglucosaminyltransferase 2-like
Exons: 2
Coding region: 309-1460 (383 amino acids)
Molecular function (GO): glycosyltransferase activity
Source: RefSeq, a predicted model, not a curated record
UAGAAGCAACCGGAAGAAUAGAUUUGACAACGAUCGUGUUAUGUGUAUCAUUCUGUUUAGUUCUCUUGAUUCAUCAAAUUACUCUUUCCUCGCUCACUAAAAAGUCUUCUUCUCCUUCUUCAUCGUCAUCUACAUUACCAAAUUCAACAACUACUCAAGUCAUACCCUCGGAAUUAAACACGGUAGAAAGGAAGAUUGCACCGCAACAACGCCAACCUUCAGAAGCAGCAUUACCAGUAUUGCAAGUCAUAAGCUGCGACCGAACUCACAAACGGUAUGACAUAUGCUCGCUCAAUGGUCCAACAAUCAUGGACCCAACAAAUUCGAUUUUUCACGUGUUGGAUCCAACCUCAACCACCUCAUCAUCGACAGUGUCACAAAAAAUUCGUCCAUACCCAAGAAAAUGGGAAACUAACCUUAUGAAUUCUCGUAUAAAAGAGCUCAGUCUCCUUGCUACUUCAUCUCAGUUGGAAGACGUUCAUUGCGAUAUCCACCACCGAAACCCCGCUCUUGUAUUCAGUUCAGGAGGUUACACAGGAAAUCCGUACCAUGAUUUCGAUGACGGAUUCAUUCCCCUCUUCAUCACUCUUCGAACGGCUUACCCUUCUAGUGAAGAUCAACCUAUUCUUGUCAUCUCGAAAUGCGAAGACUGGAGGCUCGACAAGUAUUCAGAACUACUUAAGAUCUUUUCUCCUUGCCCAAUUAUCAAUCUUGAUCACGAAACUUCAACUCAUUGUUUUCCAUCUGCAACUGUCGGCUUAAUAUCUCACGGUUUCAUGACCAUUGAUCCCACAUUGUUACCCAACUCUGAAACGUUACGUGAUUUCCGAGCCUUACUUGAAAGUGCAUAUGCCAAAACAGGUCUUCAAACUAAUCCAACUAUCUCAGCAUUGUCAGCUUCAACACCAACACCCCGACCUCGUUUGUUAGUUGUGAGUCGUGCCGGUGAAAAUGUUGGCCGGGUCAUGUCGAACCAAGCUGAAGUAGUAUUAUUAGCAAAGGAAAUUGGUUUUGAUGUGACGAUUUUCGAGCCAACCAAAUUUACUUCUGUAACUGAAACUUACAGGUUGCUUAAUAGUGCUCAUACAGUGGUGGGUGUUCAUGGAGCUGCAAUGACAAAUUUACUGUUUCUUCGGCCAGGGUCAGUUUUUAUGCAGGUUGUGCCGAUUGGUACAGAUUGGGCUGCAGAAGUUUGUUAUGGAAAGCCUGCAAAAGAAAUUGGAUUAGAUUACAUGGAGUACAAGAUUAAAGUGAAUGAAAGUACCUUGGUAGACAAAUAUGGUAAAGACAGUAUGGUGGUGAAAGAUCCAAAGUCGGUGUCUAAAAAAGAUUGGAGCAUUAUCAAGAAAAUAUAUUUCAUAGAACAAAAUGUUAGGGUCAACUUAGUCAGAUUUGAGAAGCAUUUGAGGAAAGCUUAUAAGAAAGCUAAGAAGUUCAUGGAUAAUAUGGGAUACAACUGAUCGUCAACUCAAGAAACAUAAACAUCAAUCGAAAUG